CAUUUUCCGAUCUUUGCGGCCCUGGCCGUCAGUGUGCAGCAACAGACCUCACAGUCCUUCCGUGGACCCUUGCUCCUGGUCCGAUCUGUGGACUUAUAAUGGCGAGGUUCUGGGUCUGCGUGACGGGUGCCGGCUUCUUUAUUGUUUUUUUGACUUUGUACUCGCGAUUUUGUGGCUUGCCCGUGUUCAGGAACUUUGCUUUUCAAAUUUCCUGGAGAACUAAGGAGGAAAUCCCUUACCGCCUGGAUGUGGAUUGGCCUAAGCAUUCUGAAUACUUUACUGGAGCCACGUUUUGUGUUGCUGUGGACGCCCUCAGCGGAUUGGUUUAUAUAGCCCAAAGAGGGGAUAACAUCCCAAAGGUAUUAGUGUUCACAGAGGAUGGAUAUUUCCUACGAUCCUGGAAUUACACAGUUGACACUCCUCAUGGUAUAUUUGCAGUCAGUACACUACAUGAACAGUCUCUCUGGAUCACGGAUGUAGGAAGUGGAUCCUAUGGUCAUACAAUUAAAAAAUACAGUUCCUUUGGUGAUCUUGUUCAAGUCCUGGGUACCCCAGGCAAAAAAGGCACUGGUUUGAAUCCCCUGCAGUUUGAUAACCCUGCAGAAUUAUAUGUAGAAGACACAGGAGAUAUUUACAUUGUGGAUGGAGACGGAGGAUUGAAUAACAGAUUGAUCAAAUUGUCCCAAGAUUUCAUGAUGCUUUGGCUGCGUGGAGAAAAUGGAACAGAACCUACAAAGUUCAACAUACCUCACAGUGUUACAGUUGAUUCAGUUGGCCGGGUAUGGGUUGCUGACCGAGGAAAUAAAAGAAUUCAGGUAUUUGAUAAAGAGAGCGGGGAGUGGUUAGGCGCAUGGAAUAAUUGUUUCACAGAAGAGGGACCGUCUUCAGUCAGAUUUACUCCUGAUGGGAAGUAUUUGGUCAUAGCGCAGCUGAAUCUUAGCAGGCUUUUAUUUGUGGCAGCGCCCCCAGCAGGGGGUAUUGGUGACUGUUCUGUGAUCAGCGCAAUCCAGCUAGCAGAUCAAGUUUUACCUCAUCUCCUGGACAUUAGUGGAAAGACUGGAGCAAUCUAUGUAGCAGAAAUUGGAGCAAAACAAGUACAAAAAUAUGUUCCUUUCAAUAGCGAUUUCUCUUCGUCUGGCUGAUGAUGUUUCUUCUUCUGGAGAUCUUUGAAGUGAAAGUUCAUAUCCUCAAAUUCAUUGUUAAGUACUUAAAAAUAAUGUUCAAGCACAAUCAUUUGUUUACCUUUUUUUUUAAUCAUUAAGAAUCAUAUGUUUUAUUGUUAUUCUGUAACCUGGUAUUUCUUUGAAGUGCAAAAGGAUGUUUUAAUGAAAGAUUUUUUUCACUUUUAAAAAAAGUGGAGUUGGAUAAAAGGACUAAAGUCAUAGCCUGGUCAUUUGCCCUGAAGACUAAUUCUCUAUGAGGAAAAAAAAGCAGCAGCAAGUGUUUUGUAGGGUAAGGAACCAGAGGACUCUAGUUUGUUUACCUUACAGAAAAUGAACUGCCUGAGAGACCAGUCUGAUGGACUCGCUUGUGUACCCGAGUGGCUGGUCCUGAAGAUUCAACAAUGAAGCAGCUGCUUUGGUCUGUGUGUGCCUUCUGAGUAGUUCCUAGCACAGCACAGUGUCAGCCCACACAGUGUGGUGGGACAUUUCAGGGAAGUAGCAUUGCAUCUGACUGAGGGCAUCAUGGAACCACAGGGGGUGUUUGUUUGAGCUCCAGUUUAAAAACUGGAAAAGAAAACAUGGUCUAGAAAGGUUUAAAGCUGUAAACUUGCUGUGAACUUUGCUAGGUUUUCUCUUAAAGACCCAAUAUGACUGAUACUUUUAUGAAAGGGAAUGUCAGCCUUUAAACCAAAAAGGUCAGCAUUUUAAACAACAAAAUUUGGCUUUUAAGAAAAAAUGAAUGAGGUUUUCCUUUAUUAAUUUUCACAAUAUUAAUCUUAACCUUUACAUGGUUAAUGUCUAAGCACUUUACUGAAAAGAAUCUUCACAACUGCAGGAAGGAUCUUUACAACUACAGGCUCACUUCAUUGUGGGUUUUGCUUUAGAUCACCAUGACAAAGGGAAAGUUGCACUAAAGCUAGCAGGCAAUUUUUUUAUUUCCCAGUACAUAUAAAAGUUAUGUUUACACUAUAUUGUAGUUAUUAAAUAUGCAAUAGUACUAUGUAAAAAAAGUGUGUAUACUUUAAUUAAAGGUACUAUAUUGCUAAAAAAUAUUAAGGGGAUGUUGUGGCUGGGUUGGUUUUUUUUUUUUUU
Molecule: messenger RNA, 2255 nt
Organism: Condylura cristata (star-nosed mole)
Lineage: Eukaryota; Metazoa; Chordata; Mammalia; Eulipotyphla; Talpidae
Gene: NHLRC3
Product: NHL repeat containing 3
Exons: 7
Coding region: 99-1142 (347 amino acids)
Biological process (GO): protein polyubiquitination; negative regulation of translation; proteasome-mediated ubiquitin-dependent protein catabolic process
Molecular function (GO): ubiquitin protein ligase activity; protein binding; translation repressor activity
Source: RefSeq, a predicted model, not a curated record